Molecule: messenger RNA, 950 nt
Organism: Salvia hispanica
Lineage: Eukaryota; Viridiplantae; Streptophyta; Magnoliopsida; Lamiales; Lamiaceae
Product: Sterile alpha motif (SAM) domain-containing protein
Molecular function (GO): protein binding
Source: RefSeq, a predicted model, not a curated record
UGCAUUUUCAGUUUUAUCACUAAAAUCACAAAUACAUAUUCCCCCUCUUUUCCCUUAUGAUUAGGCUAUUUGGGGCUUAGGGUUUUUGAGCAGGAAAAUUUGUCGAUUUUAGUGCACAAUGUACGCUGAUCAAAUUGAGGCUCAAGCUAAUAGCCAUAGGUCGGUCAAGGAUCGCCUUGAUGGAAAUUCCGCCGCUGGUCCCGGCCGCCGCAGACCUAUCUUCGGCAAGAGACAAAGAGAAGAUGAUGACAAAUGGGCACAUGACCUUUAUGAGGAUAAUGAACCCCUAGUCUCAAGUCGAAAGGUUGGUGCCAGAGAUCUUCGCCUGAAGCUCCAAAGAAAGAGUAUUGAUCAAGCUUCACAAAGUGUGGGAGGACCUGGAGGUGGAAGGGAUCUACGUGAGAAGCUCUCUGGUGCACUCUAUUCUCGUCCUGUUGAGUACAAGCCUCCAGCUGUGCGGCCAAAGCCUGCAAUCGAAUCUAGUAAACCACCUAGGAAGAGUGUAAUAUCUCAAGCCUCUGCACAAGAAGUAAAGGUUUCUAGCUCUGUAUCAAAGAAAAAGGUUCAGCAGAAGGUCAAUUCUGUGGAAAGUUUCCUGCAGUCUCUGGGUCUUGAUAAAUAUUCGAUUACAUUUCAGGCUGAAGAAGUUGAUAUGGCAGCGCUAGUACACAUGAGUGAUGAUGAUCUUAAAGCUAUGGGAAUUCCGAUGGGUCCAAGAAAAAAAAUACUUCUGGAAUUGGAGUCGAAGCGUGAGGCCUGAGUGCAGCAAGCCCAUUUUGGAUUCUUGUAUGAGGAGCCGUAUCAAUUGUUUGUGAGCCCUAAGCAGGGUUUUUCAUUUUCUUUGUGUUUCUACAACUUCCAUGGUAAUUAGUUAUCUAUUGUAGUUUCAUGUUUUUGUUGGUGAAAGUUUGGCUUGAACGAGAUAUAAAUCAUAAGUACUAUUCUUCGAA